CCUCAGCCUUCUCCACGGCCUGGUGGCAAUGCCAUUACAGGGAGUGCAUUGAUUUCCUGCGUUGGUUUUGUCUCCAAGCAGGCAUUGCAAGUACUCAAAAGAUGGACCCAUUAGUAUCAAUUGAGGAUCAAUUUGUCAAGCUACAUCCAUGCCUGCCUGUGAACACAAGAAUUGGAAUAGUAGGAGGUGGUCCAAGUGGCAUAUCUGCUGCUUAUGCAUUGGCAAAGCUUGGUUAUCAGAAUGUCACAGUGUUAGAGAAGCAUCACACUGUGGGUGGCAUGUGUGAAUCAGUAGACAUUGAAGGAAGGAUUUAUGAUCUUGGUGGUCAGGUUUUGGCUAAGAACAGUGCACCUGUCAUUUUUCACUUGGCAAAAGAAGUUGGAUCAGAAUUAGAAGAAAUGGAUUCCCAUAAGCUUGCUCAUAUUGACAGCUCUACAGGGAAGUAUCAGGACAUUAAAGUUGCAGAUGAUUAUGUAGCUGUGAUGUCACUGACCUUAGAACUGCAGGAUAAGGCAAAGGAUUCUGGUCGAAUUGGAGUCCAUGCUGUGAGUGAAUUAGCUGCAGACUUGACUCCUACGUAUCUCGAGAGUCGUGGAUUCAAAUCUGUUCCCAAAUCUGUGGCUUAUGGAUAUACUGCUUCUGGUUAUGGAUUUGUUCAAGACAUGCCUUAUGCAUACAUUCAUGAGUUCACCCGGACUUCCAUGGCUGGAAAGAUUCGGCGUUUCAAAGGUGGAUACACUAGUCUUUGGCAGAAGAUCAGUGAAUCACUUCCAAUUGAGGUUAAUUGCAAAACUGAUGUGCUGGCCAUCAGGCGCAAUUCCGACAGUGUUAGAGUUGAUGUUAAAAGAAACAAUGGGGAAAUUCAAGAAAUGGAGUUUGAUAAGAUAAUUAUCUCUGGUUCAUUUCCUUUCACAAAUGGAAAUACUUAUAGAUUUCCAGCAGAAAAAUCUACAGAAUCUGAGACUGAAGUGAUGGAUCUCAGUGAAGUCGAAAGAUAUUUCUUCAGAAAAGUUCAGACAAUCGACUACUACACCACUGUUUUAAAGAUCAAAGGGCUAGAAGACAUGCCAGUUGGAUUUUAUUACUUUGGUGAAUAUAUGGAAGAUCCUGCAACAAUUGGACAUCCCGUUGCGAUGCAGAAAUUCUAUGCUGACACUGACAUUUUCUUAUUUUGGUCCUAUGGGAACUCUUUCGAUAUAAAGGGACCAACAGUCGCUGAGCUUGCCAAGAAGGUAGUCAUGUCCAUGGGGGCAAAAGUUGAGGAAGAAGUUCUCCAGAGAAGAUUCAAGUACUUCCCCCAUGUUGGUAGCCAAGAAAUGAAGGAUGGAUUCUAUGACAAACUGGAGUCUGAACUUCAAGGCCAGAGGAACACUUACUACGUUGGUGGGCUCAUGGCAUUUGAACUCACGGAGAGAAAUUCAUCUUAUGCCAUGGAUCUUAUAUGCAAGCAUUUUGCAAAUAACAACUCGGUACCUAUGUUUCCAUAUGUUAAGAGUUUGUUUUCUUUGAAAUCGGAUUGCUGGGAUAGAAAUCCAAAAGAACUAGGUGAAGGAGUGGAGUUUCCUGAUCUUUCUACACUUGAUGGUUACUUGAAACACUGGGGAACUGAAAGUAUGACGAAGGACAAAACACUCUAUACCUGGAUUGGCGAAGAUGGGGCUGUAGUAUGUCAAAGAACUUAUGCAGAACUUCAUGCGAAAGCUUCCUGCAUUGCUCGUAAACUCUUGACCAGCCGAAAACCAGUUAUCAAGCCCGGUGACCGGGUCCUCUUAGUCUAUGUACCAGGACUGGACUUUAUUGAUGCCUUUUUUGGGUGCUUAAGAGCCAAGGUCCUACCAGUCCCAGUCCUCCCACCAGAUCCUCUGCAAAGAGGUGGGCAGGCACUGUUGAAGAUUGAAAGCAUUGCUAAAUCUUGCAAUGCAGUUGCAAUUCUGUCAACCCUUCUUUAUCACUCAGCAGUUCGGGCAGGUUCUGUGAAGAAUCUAAUCUCAUUAGCAGGGAAAAAUGGGAAAUGGCCGAACCUUCCAUGGAUGCAUACAGAUUCUUGGCUCAAGGACUCCAAAGUCCUGGCUCCAGGAAACAUAGCAUAUGAAUCUGAAUGUCAGCCGGAUGAUUUGUGUUUUCUGCAGUUCACUUCAGGGUCAACUGGUGAUGCUAAAGGUGUAAUGAUAACUCAUGGUGGUCUUAUUCACAAUGUGAAGUUGAUGAAGAGGAUAUAUAAGAGCACCUCAAAGACAGUACUAGUCAGCUGGCUUCCGCAAUACCAUGACAUGGGGCUAAUUGGUGGACUUUUUACUGCUCUAGUUAGUGGUGGAUCAGCAAUUUUGUUUUCUCCAAUGACUUUUAUCAAGAACCCUCUUCUAUGGCUUCAGAUCAUGAGCAAAUACCACGCUACUCAUAGUGCCGGUCCCAACUUCGCCUUUGAACUGCUAAUCCGAAGAUUGGAGUAUGCUGACAAGGAUAAGGUUCGAAACUUUGACCUCUCUUCUUUGAUUUUCCUCAUGGUUGCUGCUGAACCAGUGAGGCAGAGAACUUUGAAAAGAUUUGUUGAGCUCACUAGGCCUUUUGGUCUUUCGCAAGAAGUAAUGGCUCCUGGUUAUGGAUUGGCCGAGAAUUGUGUGUUCGUCAGCUGUGCAUAUGGAGAAGGUAAGCCCAUAUUGGUAGACUGGCAAGGAAGAGUCUGUUGCGGGUAUGUGGAACCAAAUAGUGAAGAUAUUGACAUCCGAGUAGUCGAUCCAGAGUCCAAUGAGGAGCUGAAAGAAUCUGGAAAGGAAGGAGAGAUAUGGAUUAGUAGUCCGAGUGCUGGAAUUGGGUACUGGGGAAGGGAGGAACUUAGCCAAAGUACUUUCAGAAAUGUGCUUCAAAAUCAUCCAGGAAGAAAAUAUACAAGAACCGGAGACUUGGGACGGAUUAUUGAUGGAAAGGUGUUCAUCACGGGAAGAAUCAAGGAUCUGAUUAUAGUAGCCGGAAGGAAUAUUUACUCUACAGAUGUAGAAAAAACAGUUGAGAGUGCAUCCGAACUUCUACGCCCAGGUUGCUGUGCUGUCAUUGGUGUUCCUGAGGAAGUCUUGUCAUCAAAAGGGAUUUCACUUCCUGAUUGUUCUGACCAGGUUGGCUUGGUUGUAAUUGCCGAGGUUAGAGAUGCUAAGCAUGUUGAUAAGGAUGUGGUGGAGAACAUAAAGACUCGUGUCGCAGAAGAACAUGGCGUGACUGUGGCUUCUAUCAAGCUGAUCAAGCCCAGGACUAUCAGCAAAACAACAUCAGGUAAAAUCAAGAGGUUCGAAUGCCUCAAACAUUUUACUGAUGGAACUCUAAACACAGUGCCAGACCCAUUUUUCGCAAAACGAAAAUUGCUUCGUUCAUUCACCACCGGGACAUCUAAAGAGGGAUUAACUCCUCGAUCUCGGUUUGCAACAUCUCCUUUACCAACCGCCAAAUUCAGCAAAAAAGAAAUAGUAGAAUUUCUGAAGGGGCUUGUUUCUGAGCAAACAGGAAUUCCUAUCAAGAAUAUCUCUGCCACCGAGAGUCUUGUAUCGUAUGGAAUUGACUCGAUAGGUGUGGUCAGAGCGGCUCAAAAACUUUCAGAUUUCCUCGGUGUGCCAGUUGGUGCAGUCGAUAUCUUCACUGCCACCUGCAUUGCAGACUUGGCAAGCUUCGCAGAGAAUCUUGCGAUGAAGUCUCAACCUCAGCUCAUGAACUCUCAAUCCUAUCAACCAGAACCUGAUAUUGAUUCUGCUGAGUUUGACACAGAAGUUUCCACGACUCGCCUAAUCAGUGUCUGGUUUUUCCAACUUCUUGCCCUUGUUUAUGUCUGUGCCAUGCUGAGCUUUCCUGCUUAUUUUUCAGUUUCGGCUUUCACAAGUUUGCUUUCAGCAAGUCAUAUGCUAAAUGAGGAAUUUCCCUGGUGGAAUUACUUGAUUCCCUUGGCAUUGGCUCCUCUUGCUUGGAUCCUUGGCAUCAUUUCUACUUGUAUUAGCAUUGCUUUCUUGGGGAAUUCUUUCUUGAAACCUAACUAUGCCCUGACCCCUGAAGUAUCUAUCUGGUCUAUUCACUUUGUCAAGUGGUGGGCACUGUACAAGGCCCAAGAAAUCUCUUCAAAAGUUUUUGCAGAGCAUUUGAGAGGAACUGUGUUCCUUAAUUAUUGGUUUGAGAUGCUCGGCGCUAAGAUCGGAUCUUCAGUUUUGCUUGAUACAGUUGACAUUACAGAUCCAUCUCUAGUUUCAAUUGGAGAUGGAGCUGUAAUUGCGGAAGGGGCGUUGCUUCAAAGCCAUGAGGUAAAGAAUGGAAUCUUGAGCUUCCAAGCCAUUAGAAUCGGCCGAAAUUCUUCAGUUGGUCCUUACGCUGUAAUCCAGAAAGGAAGUACAUUGGGAGAAGAAGCAGAUGUGCAGCCCUUGCAGAAGACAGAAGGUGGAAAAGCUGUACUCAAAUCUAGCAAGGCUCACAAUGUUCAGAAGGGUGCAAUGCUGUCUGAUAAGGCCACCUACCACUUCAUGGGCAUCUACAUGGUUGGUCUCCUCAGCACUCUCUCAGCAGCCAUUAUCUACUUCCUUUACAUUUGGCUAUCUCAAAAGCCUGCCUCCAUUCAACACUUCUCAUUUCUCUGCAUCUCUGGAGCCUUUCACUGGACUCCAUUCACCAUCAUUGCUUAUGCUACAAUGAUUGCUAAUGUCCCAUCAAACCCAGCCACCUUUGCAAUCUCAGUUGCUAUUGUUUACUUGGCUCAUGGCCUGAUACUCAGCCUCCUCACAUGCACUCUGACCCAUUUUCUUGCUGAAAAACAAGAGAAAAGGGAAUCCCACAUGAAAGCCUGGCUCCGGCAUAGAAUUACCAUUGCCUGCCACCUUAGAUUUGCCAAACUCCUGUCAGGAACAGAAGCAUUCUGCAUUUAUUUGCGCCUUUUGGGUGCAAGUGUAGGUCAGCAUUGUUCCAUCAGGGCUGUCAAUCCUGUAUCAGACCCAGAGCUCAUUACAAUUGGUGAUGGUGUGCACCUUGGUGACUUCAGUCGGAUGAUUGCUGGCUUCUAUUCAUCCAGUGGGUUUACUCAAGGAAAAAUUGAAGUGCAGGACAAUUCGGUUGUCGGGAGUCAAAGCCUCAUCCUCCCUGGUUCGGUUGUUCAAAAGGAUGUUAUUCUUGGAGCUCUUUCAGUGGCUCCUGCAAAUUCAGUUCUUCGACAAGGCGGCGUCUAUAUUGGAUCUCAAACUCCAGUUAUGAUCAAGAACACCAUGCAUGCCUUGGAUGACAGGAUAGAAGAGAUGGACUACAAAUACAAGAAGAUAGUUGGCAAUUUAGCUGCAACUUUGGCUGCCAAUACUCUGAAGGUUAAAGCAAGGUAUUUCCAUCGAAUUGGUGUUAGUGGGAAGGGAUACCUGAAGAUUUAUGACAACCUGAAAGGAUUUCCAGACCACAAGAUAUUCCAGGCUGGGAAGAGCUAUCCUAUUGUAGUCAGGCAUAGCAACGGCAUGAGUGCUGAUGAUGAUGCAAGAAUCGAUCUACGUGGAGCAGCGAUAAGAAUACUUUCAGAUGACAAUGGAAGCAACUCUUCUUCGCUUCUUGAUCUAACAUUGAAGACAGGUAAGGCAUUAUCUGCACGUACUAUUGGUGAUUUUGCAACAUGGUUAGUUUGUGGACUUCCUGCAAGGGAGCAGCAUGUGAAGCGAGCCCCACAUAUCCGUGAUGCAGUUUGGAUGUCUCUUCGCAAUGCGAAUUCUUUUGCUGAGCUACACUACUACUCAAAUAUCUGCAGGCUCUUCAGGUUUUCGGACGGACAGGAAAUGUAUGUGAAAUUCAAAUUGCGGCCUGGUGACGAAAACAUAAGUGAGGAUUCAGGUAAAGUUGAGCCUAUGGGCAUUCUCCCACCAGAAACAGGUGCAAUUCCACGGGAUGAAAAGGAUACUCGUCCCUUACUUUUCCUAGCCGAAGAUUUCCAAAGCCGUGUAAGUUCUCCAGGAGGCGUUCGCUACAUUUUCCAGCUGCAAAUCCGACCUGUUCCACAUGAUGAUGCCACUUGUGACGUUGCACUUGACUGCACCAAACCAUGGGAUGAGUCUGAAUUCCCUUACAUUGAUAUAGGGGAAGUUCACAUUGAUCAAAAUCUCACCGGUGCAGAAUCAGAAGCACUACAGUUUAAUCCUUAUAUUCGAUGCCAUGAGGUGGAUGUGAUCCGGGCCACUUCAUCCUCGCAAAGUGCUUCAAUUGAUCAUGGUCGUUCAUUGAUCUAUGAAAUUUGUCAGCAUUUGAGGAAUGGAGAACCACUUCCAGAAGCUUGGAGGAUCUUCAUAGAACAAAGUGAUGUUAAAGUGGACCUUUCAGGCUGUCCAAUGGCAGCAGCAUUGGAGAAAAAGGACUCGGGAAAAGUUACACUAGCAAGGACAUGGUAUCAGACCUUAUGGGUCAUUUUUGCUCAACCAUUGCUGCAAACAUUUCUUCCAUAUUUCCUGAUGGGGUUGCUCAUCUUUGCUCCACUGAACUGGAUUCUUCACUUGAAGGAAAGCAAGAAAGUCGCAAUGCAUUGGUUGCUUCCUUUGGUUUGGGUUUCUUCAGGAGUUCUAGCAGCAUUAGCAUGUGUUGUGGCCAAGUGGAUUCUUGUGGGGAAAAAGAAAGAAGGCCAAACAGUACACAUUUGGAGCAUAGGAGUCUUCAUGGACACUGUGUGGCAAGCUUUCAGAACUGUAGUAGGGGACUACUUCAUGGAAAUGACUAGAGGGUCUAUCUUAUUUUUGCUAUGGCUAAAGCUCAUGGGUUCAGACAUUGAUUUGGACCAAGGAGCCUACGUAGAUAGCAUGGGAGCAGCAUUGAAUCCAGAAAUGGUGGAGAUUGAGAGAGGUGGUUGUGUAGGAAGAGAAGCUUUACUGUUUGGACAUAUAUAUGAAGGUGAAGGAGGGAAAGUUAAGUUUGGCAGGAUAAGAGUUGGAGAAGGUGGAUUUGUAGGGAGUAGAGCAAUUGCCAUGCCUGGUGUUAGAAUAGAAAUAGGAGGCAAUCUUAGUGCUCUUUCUCUUGCCAUGAAAGAAGAAAUUGUUAGGUCUAUGUGAAUUAAUGGUACUCACAACCUUUAAUUAACCGAGUCAAACCCCAAGUAUGUUUUUAUUGUUUAAAGUUAAACCUUGCUUUGAGUUGUUUGUUGAUUUUCCUUAAUACAUAGAUGAAGUUAGUUGUAUUGGUUUUGAUGAAAUAAAGUGUUUUUGAAAUUUGUCAAA
Messenger RNA from Populus trichocarpa (black cottonwood), 7193 nucleotides. RefSeq lists its product as uncharacterized. NCBI's taxonomy places the organism in Eukaryota, Viridiplantae, Streptophyta, Magnoliopsida, Malpighiales, Salicaceae. Gene Ontology annotation, molecular function: heme binding; oxidoreductase activity. Bases 102 to 7028 code for a protein of 2308 amino acids. The transcript has 8 exons. Gene Ontology annotation, biological process: lipid biosynthetic process. The record is from RefSeq and is a predicted model, not a curated record.